UUAAAAAGAAAAGGAAGUUAAAAGUAUCUGAACAUUCUGAGAAGGACUUGCUCACAACCUAAAAUGUUAAACUUGCUUCUGGAGUGUUUGGUGACAAUUGUAUAGAAGCUAUCAAAUGGCUAUGUCACUACUCAAAUGGCCUGAAUAACUAGUAGCAAUGAAUUUGACAUUUGUUGGCUUGCUUUGUUGGAUGUGAUUGCUUGUUCAUAUGCUUCUUUAGUUCAUGUGAUCGUUGGUUGAUGUAUACAUGUCCUUGGGCAUGGCUGUUUCCAGUUCCCAAUUGGAGGUUUGUCUUGUCUGUUCUUGUUUAGUGUAGAAUAUUGAAUGAUUGCUCGCAGAGUGAGUAAGAUAUCAAACAGGGCACGAAAGAAUCAAACAGGGGCGAGGGUUUAUGACGGUAUAUCCUGUUUUGCUUUCGCCAUCAUCGAUGCGUGUUAACUGUGCCAUGGUGGAUGCCUCUCUUUUCUUCUUCUCGUGGAUGCGUGUUAAUUUCUGUUUGUUGUAAUAUUGAUCUUUCCCUAAUCCCUGUUAUGCAAGAUUGUUCCAAUUCAAAUAUCUAGUAGUGAAGAAAUAUUAUCCAAAACAUUAGCAUGGAGGACAACGGUCCAUCGAGGGAGAAUCAGACAUGGACUGAAGCACAAAUGGACUAUUUAGUGCAGCUUCUUGUGGAGCAAUCACGCAUUCUGGGUAUGAAAUCUGGUGGAGGUUUAAAGUCUAAAGCAUAUACAACAAUUGAAAAAAGUAUGAUGGAAAGAUUCGGUCUAGAUUUCAGUAAAGACAAAAUAAAAAACAAGUUGAAGUACUCAAAACCUAACUUAACAAUCAUGAAAGAAAUUAUGAAUACAAGCGGGUUUGGGUAUGACCCAAUCAACAAAUGUAUUGAAGUCGAUCCCCAAGUAUGGAGUGACUACAUUGAGAAAUAUCCGAAUAGGAAAAAGUACAGAGAUCCCAAGUUAUGGAGAUACUUUGACGAGUUCGCCGAGGUCUUUGGUGAUUCUCAUGCCACUGGAAAACAGUCAGACACAUUAAACAACUUCAUAUAUGAGGAUGUUGAACGAGUACCACAUACACCUGCAUCUCAAUCCACUCCAAUGUACAUGAAUCCUGAAUCUUCACAAUCCUUUACACAAAUGCUUCAUUAA
Nymphaea colorata (pocket water lily) is the source of this 1142-nucleotide messenger RNA. RefSeq lists its product as uncharacterized. Bases 591 to 1142 code for a protein of 183 amino acids. The transcript is spliced from 2 exons. The record is from RefSeq and is a predicted model, not a curated record. NCBI's taxonomy places the organism in Eukaryota, Viridiplantae, Streptophyta, Magnoliopsida, Nymphaeales, Nymphaeaceae.